Messenger RNA from Mauremys mutica (yellowpond turtle), 2905 nucleotides. RefSeq names its product DNA replication licensing factor MCM4. Lineage: Eukaryota; Metazoa; Chordata; Testudines; Geoemydidae. Gene Ontology annotation, cellular component: MCM complex; nucleus. Gene Ontology annotation, biological process: DNA replication; mitotic DNA replication initiation; double-strand break repair via break-induced replication. The transcript has 17 exons. Gene Ontology annotation, molecular function: ATP hydrolysis activity; single-stranded DNA binding; ATP binding. Bases 184 to 2772 code for a protein of 862 amino acids. The record is from RefSeq and is a predicted model, not a curated record.
GAUUAGUACAAGCUCCCCCCACGAUGGCAAUGGACCGUCCUAGUCUCCAACCAGCAUCGAGCUGCUUUCAAUAGCUGAGCCGCGAAACCUGGUCAAGUAUGGGCGAUACCAUGUCUCACCAGGAGGAACCCUGCCUGUGAACCUGAUCUAGGCUGGAGCAGCAGCAGCCGGUGAAGCAGCGUCAUGUCCUCGCCGGCCUCCACACCGAGCCGCCGCGGCAGCAAGCGCGGGCGGAGCAGCAACCCCCCGACUCCACGCACUGAAGAUGCUCAGUCUCCUCCUUCACAAAAACGUCGAACAGAUGACUCCACAUCUACAGGAGAUCUACAGCCAAUGCCAACUUCUCCAGCAGUUGACAUGCAAAGCCCAAAUGCUCAAGAUGUUCUGUUUUCCAGCCCACCACAGUUUCGGGAAUCGGCAAUUCCACUUGAUUUUGAUAUUAGUUCACCUCUGACCUAUGGCACUCCCAGCUCUAGAGUGGAGGGUACUCCAAGGAGUGGUGUGCGAGGAACUCCAGUUAGGCAGAGGCCAGAUCUUGGAUCUGCCCGCAAAGCCAGACAGGUGGACUUGCAUUCUGAUGGGCCAGCAGAGGAUGCACUGGCAAGUGAACAAACUCUUGGACAAAAGCUUGUGAUCUGGGGAACAGAUGUUAACGUAGCUUCAUGCAAAGAAAAGUUCCAAAGAUUUCUUCAGCGCUUUAUUGAUCCAUUGGCUAAAGAGGAAGAGAACGUUGGUUUGGAUCUUAAUGAACCACUCUAUAUGCAGCGACUUGAGGAGAUCAAUAUGGUUGGGGAACCAUUUCUGAAUGUAAACUGUGACCAUCUAAGAUCAUUUGACACAAAUCUAUACAGACAGCUGAUCUGCUAUCCACAGGAAGUUAUCCCAACAUUUGACAUGGCUGCUAAUGAGAUCUUUUUUGAUCGUUACCCUGACUCAAUAUUAGAACACCAGAUUCAAGUCAGACCAUAUAAUGCAUUGAAGACCAGGAAUAUGAGGAGUCUGAACCCUGAAGACAUUGACCAACUUAUCACCAUCAGUGGAAUGGUGAUCAGAAGCUCCCAGUUGAUUCCUGAGAUGCAAGAAGCAUUCUUCAAGUGCCAGGUUUGUGCCUUCACCACAAGAGUAGAAAUUGACCGUGGCCGGAUUGCUGAACCAUCAGCGUGCAAGAACUGUAGCACAACACACAGCAUGGCAUUGAUUCACAAUCGUUCUAUGUUUUCAGACAAACAGAUGAUCAAACUGCAGGAGUCUCCUGAAGAUAUGCCGGCUGGCCAGACGCCUCAUACUGUGGUGCUGUUUGCGCACAACGACCUGGUUGAUAAGGUUCAGCCAGGCGACAGAGUUAAUGUUACAGGUAUCUACAGAGCAGUUCCUAUUCGAGUUAAUCCAAGAGUGAGCAAUGUAAAAUCAGUCUAUAAAACCCACAUUGAUGUCAUUCAUUACCGUAAAACCGAUUCAAAACGUUUGCAUGGUGUUGAUGAAGAAACAGAACAGAAAAUCUUUGCAGAGGAACGUGUGGAAAUGCUGAAAGAGCUCUCCAGAAAACCAGACAUUUAUGAAAGGCUUUCUUUGGCUCUGGCUCCAAGCAUUUAUGAACACGAAGAUAUCAAAAAGGGCAUUCUGCUUCAACUAUUUGGGGGAUCAAGAAAAGAUUUCAGUCAUACCGGAAGAGGCAAUUUUCGUGCUGAGAUCAACAUUCUUCUGUGUGGUGAUCCUGGCACUAGUAAAUCACAGCUGCUUCAAUAUGUCUAUAACCUGGUUCCUAGAGGCCAGUACACAUCUGGGAAGGGUUCUAGUGCAGUUGGUCUCACUGCAUAUGUAAUGAAGGACCCAGAGACAAGGCAGCUGGUUCUGCAGACAGGUGCUCUGGUUCUCAGUGACAAUGGCAUUUGCUGCAUUGAUGAAUUUGAUAAAAUGAAUGAAAGUACAAGAUCAGUACUGCAUGAAGUUAUGGAACAACAGACUCUUUCUAUUGCCAAGGCUGGAAUUAUUUGCCAACUGAAUGCUCGCACUUCUGUUCUAGCAGCUGCUAACCCUAUAGAGUCGCAGUGGAAUCCAAAGAAAACUACUAUUGAAAACAUCCAACUUCCUCAUACGUUGUUAUCCAGAUUUGAUCUGAUCUUUCUAAUGUUGGACCCUCGUGAUGAAGCCUACGACAGACGUCUUGCUCACCACUUGGUUGCGCUGUACUACCAAAGUGAAGAGCAGGUGGAAGAAGAGUACAUGGACAUGGCAGUAUUGAGGGAUUACAUUGCAUAUGCUCGGAGCUAUGUUAAUCCUAGACUAAGUGAAGAAGCAAGUCAGGCCCUUAUUGAGGCUUAUGUGGACAUGAGAAAGAUUGGCAGUGGUAGAGGAAUGGUUUCUGCAUAUCCCCGCCAGCUUGAGUCUUUGAUCCGUCUGGCAGAAGCUCAUGCUAAAGUACGUUUUUCCAACAAGGUUGAAACAAUUGAUGUUGAAGAAGCAAAACGCCUCCAUCGGGAAGCUCUGAAACAGUCUGCUACUGAUCCUAGAACUGGCAUUGUGGACAUAUCCAUUCUCACUACAGGGAUAAGUGCCACUGCCCGUAAACGUAAGGAGGAGCUGGCUCAAGCCUUGAAGAAGCUUAUCCAGUCCAAGGGUAAAACACCAGCUCUAAAAUACCAACAGCUUUUUGAUGAUAUCCGUGCACAGUCUGACGCAGCUGUCACUAAAGAAAUGUUUGAAGAAGCACUUCGUGCCUUGGCUGAUGAUGACUUCUUGACUGUGACUGGAAAGACUGUUAGAUUGCUGUAAUGAAAUGCUAGCUUAACAGCAGAGUUUUACUGUUUUUUCCAAGUACUUCCCUUGAGACCUGUAUCACCUUUAAGAAUAUUAUUCACUGUGGCAAAACUCAUGAUGGUGUCCUGUUGGUGAACCACUAUCAGCA